CUCAGAGGUGGCCUUGGCUGGUGGAAGGAGCCCCCGCGCCUCUGUCCUAAGAAAAGCCUAGAAAGGGACGGGGCCUGCUGCUCUGUGCCUGGUCAGGGUUCUUGCCUCCUGGGCUCAUUUAAUGCAUUUCAGUGGUGUCCCUUGGGAGGAAUACGGUGGACACUCAUCUACCGAUCAAUGGAUGAAUCACCACAGCCCCCGUGUGGCACCCUUCCGUGUCAUGGGCAAGGAGAGGCGGCCCCACCUCUUAAUCCCUGGGUUCUGAUUCGUGGUGACAGUUGCCUGCCAGCCCUGCUCAGGACCGCUGCUCCGCUGCUCUCCGUGGUUUCAGCUGUGGGCGGCCGUGUCAGCCUGCCGUGUGAGGCUCACGUCACCCGUUGCUGCAGUUAUCUCCCAAAUCAGGCUGAGGGGCUCUGCUGUGAACACAGGGACGGUCGGGUCACAAGUCGCCUCCAGGUCUGGAGGGCCGGGGCCCCUCAGACUUGCCAUGGGACCUGCCAGAUGCAUUUGGGAAGGUGAGUCAGUAGCUGGGACUUCCCAACAGCUCGAGUUGGUGUGAAGCACAGGGGGCAAAGGGGUGGGCAGCCGGCUGGCCCUGGCCCGGGAAGGGCCCAUGGAGGAGCCUCGCAAGUGCAGUGUUUGGGAGCAUUGCCUUGUUUUACCUUGGGCAUCUCCAGGGAUGAGAAUGUCAGACUCCUUCCAGGCCUGCAGGGGUCGUGAGUGCCUCUGGGCAGAGGAGGCCACUGAGCUGCUGGCAGGUUUCUAAUUAGGGAAGAGAGUUUGCUUCCUUGAUGACUGAGCUCGCCUGGGUGGGCAUGAGUGCGAGGGGGUGUUCUGGGGCCGCAUGGGCUCAGCUGUGACGGCCACGAGUGGAGAUGGGGUCCAGGCCAUGGGACUGGUAAAGCCCCUUCAAACCCUUUGCCUUUGGGGGUCUUUAGGGCAGAAGAGCAGCCGGGAGUCUGGGGAUCUCCCUUGGAGCUGUGGGUGGGGCAGCCAGUGAGGGUGGGAUUGCAGAAGGAGGGUCAGCUCAGCGAGGGCAGAGAAAGCGGGGAGAGGGUUUAUGCUCAAGUAACGCCCCCCAGACCUCCUCCCAGGUGCCCCAGGCUUUACAGCAUCUGGAGGCAAGGGCAGUGUCUGCGGGGACAGCUGGGUGCAGGGGCAGCAGUGUAAGUCCAGCACUUCUCCCGCGGGAGGGGCCUGGUGUGGGAGGCGGCACAGCAAUGAGCUUUGCUGACACAGUGGCACAGAGGCAGUGAGGGAUACCCAAGGGGCGCUGGGCAGAGGAGGCCACUUGGCAGGUGCGGGAAGAGUAGGGGCGUUUUUUGCCCCCAUUUGACCUCCAGGGCCCCCCAAAGAGAGGUCUGUUGACAUCCUUAUUGUAGCCCUGCCCACAGCCUCUACCGGCUCCCUGUUCCUGUUGUGAGCCGACUGGGCCUGGCUCGGGGUGUCUGGUCUGGCUAGGGGGACAGACCCCGGGGCUCAGAGAGGGCUUCACAAGGAAGAGGCAUGUGAUGGGGAAGGAGGCCAGGCAAGAGGGUCCAGUGUGAGAGAAGGCCGGGCUCCUCUGCCCCUUCUAGCUCUCAGGUGUCCCUGUGGGUCCUGUCCACCCCAUGCCUGCCUCCCGAGCCUGCUGAGGUUGCAGGCACGCCACUCUGCACUCUCAAGCCAUCUGCUCCUGGGUUAGCCUGGGUUAGGGUUGGGCUGGCCGGAUUCUGCACAGAUGCAGGUGUCCCUCCUCUGCUGGGGCAGUGGCUGUCCACCCUGGAGCCCGGGUCACCUCUUAGCUGGGAAGUGGCUGUUAUGCCCGAGCUCCCACUGGAUCCUGGUGCUCACUCUGAUCUGUCCUCACACACCCUGGGAGUGAGCUGUUGUCCCGCUGCUCCCCUGCUCCAUCCAGUAACUGCUACUGCUGGGUAAACUUGCCUGGGCCUCUCAUGCUGCGGCUGGUGGUGCCAGGUGAUGCUCCAUCCUAGGGAAGGGUGGGGUCUUCCUGAUUGCUGAUCUUAACAGGGCUCCGUCCUCUGGGUGCAUGCAUAGGCUGCUGGUGGUGCGGGGCGGGGCUAGCGUGGUGUCUGUUGCCUGAGAGGGUGUGUGGGCUCCCUGAGGGCCUACAUGCUGUGGUCUGUGUGCAUGUCUGCUUCUUUUUGCUUCCUUAUCACCCAUCAGGUUUGCACGACCAGGCUGGCCCUGCUUCCUGCUCAGGAGCUAUCAGUAUACCAUCUGGAGCUGCAAAUAGGGUGAUGGGGCAUCAGCAGCCUGCCGGCACCAGGCACUUCCUAGCACCCAGCCCCUGUCUCCAGCUAACCUCUGGCUCUCCCGGGGAUCCUGGGGCCUGGAAGGCACUCUAGCACUGAGCCUGGCUCUCCUGGGAUGCUCUCCUCCACAGGGCACCUUGGAACAGGGGUGUGACAGUUUAGGAAGUGCCGUCUGUUGCAUGGACACCCCACUGCCAUCCUCCUGCCCUUUUCUAGGGCAGAACACUGGGACAGGUCUUUAUUUAAGGAAACCAAGGUGAGAGAGGAUUUGCCAAAGUUAGCUGUGUGACCCUGGGCAAGGUGCUUCCCCUCCUUGAGACUCAGCUCCCUUGUGGGCUGGGACAGGCUUCCCACGCACAUGGCUGUUGCGGGAAUUCACAUGGAUCAUGCAUGUCACGCAGUUGGCACUGUGUGACACCAGAGGGUUCGGUAAAUCUUAUCUGUGGCUGUUGCCAAUGGUGACUGAUUCCCUUCACCCUGCGUCCCCUGCAGGUGGGGACCUGGGCCCAGAGAUGGGGGCUGGGCUGGCAGAGGACGCUGGUCCCAGAAAGGAGCUCGGACCGUGCUGCCCAGCCGCUUUCAUGGGACACAAUGAGGGUGUGGGUGGGGACCCACUCGGUGUACUCUGCUGGGGAGCACCCCUCACAGAGAGUCAGUCUCACAGAACAUGCCUCACGUGGAGCACCCAAUGAGGAGCACCCCUCACAGGGAGUUGACAUAACAGGAAAUGCCUCACCCAAUGAGAAGCACCUCUCACAGGGAGUCGACCUCACAGGACAUGCCUCAUGGGAGCACCCAAUGAGGAGCCCCCAUCAGGGGAAUACUCACAGGAAAUCCCUCACAGGGAGCACCCAAUGGGGAGCAUCUAUCACAGGGAGUAGACCAGAGAAUGCCUCACAGGGAGAACCCAAAGAGGAGCACCCAUCAAGGGAGUACUCCUCACAGGAAAUGCCUCAUAAGGAGCAUCCAAUGGGGAGCAUCUUUCACAGGGAGGAUCUCAUGAGGAGCCUCCCAUUGUGGGUGCUCCUCACACGGAGCCCCUCAGGCCAGUCCCUUGCAGGUUGGACUUGGGAGAGCGAGGCCCUGACACGAGAGACGGGCACCUGGCUCCUGAUCUGCACCUGCAUCAGUACCUGGGUCGGCUUGGGAGUCUCUGUCCCAGGGGAAGGAGGAGGGCUAGGGGCUGGAACUUUCACCUGCCUCACCAACAACGUCCUCAGGAUUGACUGCCACUGGGCUGCCUCAGAGCUGGGCCAGGGUGCCAGCCCCUGGCUCCUCUUCACCAGCAACCACGCGCCGGGCAGCGUGCACAAGUGCGUCUUCCAGGCCAGUGUGUGCACCCUGGUGCUGCCGCCCGAGGAGGUGCUCGUGCCUUCUGACAACUUCACCAUCACUUUCCACCGUGACAUCUCUGGGAAGGAGCAGGUCAGCCUGGUGGACCCACAGUACCUGCCCCGGAGACAUGUGAAGCUGGAUCCUCCGUCUGACUUGCAGAGUAAUGUCAGCUCUGACUCCUGCGUCCUGACCUGGAGCAUCACUCCCGCUUUGGAGCCGCUGACCUCGCUCCUCACCUAUGAGCUGGCCUUCAAGAGGCAGGAGGAGGCCUGGGAGCGGGCGCGGCACAAGGAUCGCAUUGUUGGGGUGACCAGGCUCAUCCUUGAAGCUGUCGAGCUGGACCCUGGCACUACCUAUGAGGCCAGGCUUCGUGUUCAGAUGGCCACAGCAGAGGACGAUGUGGCGGAGGAGGAUCGCUAUGAGGGCCAGUGGAGUGAAUGGAGCCAGCCCGUGCGCUUCCCCUCCCCUCAGAGACGCGGCCCCCUGAUCCCACCUUUGCGGCAGCCCGACAGCACCCUUGUCGCUGUGUCCAUCUUUCUCCUGCUGACCAGCCUGACCUACCUCUUGUUCAAGCUGUCCCCCAGGGUGAAGAGAACCUUCUAUCAGAACGUGCCCUCUCCAGUGAUGUUCUUCCAGCCUCUCUACAGUGUGCACAACGGGAACUUCCAGAGCUGGACAGGGGCCCACAGGGCUGGUCUGCAGCUGAGCCAGGACUACGUCGGUGCCCAGCGGGGAGCCUUGGAGCCCGGCGUUCAGGAGGACAUUGCACUGCUCACCUACGACCCGGCACAUCCCUGGCAGUCAGUGGGCCUGGAGGAGGCGGGCAUUGGCACCGGCCUCCCUGUGGAGUGGGGAGGGCAGCUGCCUGCCUACCUGCCGCAGGAGGACUGGGUCCCUGUGGGCCCCGCCAGGCCAGCACCCCCACAGCCAGAGGGCAGCAGCAGCGACUACUGCGCCCUGGGCUGCUAUGGGGGGUGCCACCCCUCGACAUUCCCAGGAAGCAUGCAGAGCUCCGGGCCCACCCUGGCCUUGGCCUGUGGCCAUUCCUGUGACCAGCAGAGCCUGGAUGCCCAGCAUGGAGGUGCCCAUGUGGGAGCUGGUCAUGGUCAGACGCAAGACCCUGGUGAACAGGCUGCAUGAGGAUCUCCAGGGCAUUUGUUCCCUCCUACCCCUGGCAGACAGCAGGCUCAGUUUGGGAGGUUCUAGAGCCCUGACUUGGCCAGCUGAAUCAUGUCCAUUUUGGGGAAAACAGACUAAAGUCUCUGGACAUGACCCUUUACUGGACUGGACCUUCUGCAGAGGGCCACCUGUGCAGUGGUCAGACGUCCAGUGUAGAUGAAGGCAGAGGCUCUGCCAGCCCCACCCCAUCCAGCACUGGGGGGAGGGGCCUCUGCCUUCUGCGUCCUGCCAUCCAGGCCCCUGCCCGACUUCCCACCCUGCUUUCUGGUUUGACCCCAGGCCCCUCUGAGAAGAGGGGUGUUGACCCCACAGCCUGUUCUGCCCUCACCCCCUUAAAGGGCCAGCCCGGGCCUAGGGGACAUGGGUUAGAGUCUGUGACAGGCCGACUGUCCUCUCUGCUCCUUCCUGAGGCUCUUCUGCUCCUGAGAUCACAGGGCAGCGGGAGGCUGUUCCAAACUGCCAGUGGCGGGGAGACGGGCCCAGAGGAGGUGUGGGGGGCUGGUCUGCUCUUCCUGGGCUUUCUGGGCUCCAGGAAUAGCAGGGUGGAGGGCCAGUGGCCACUCUAUGGAGGCCAUGCCCCCGACCCUCUUAUCCUCUCCUCUAUGGGCCCCAGGAGGCGGAGAGCUGUGGCCAGAGCUCCUGGACAGUCAGGGCCAGAAGUGACCGCCAGCACCGGUCUGUGAAGGGCCCUGCCUCUGCUCGGCCCUGCAGUCUGCAGGCAGUGAGGACAGUGUAGGGGGUGCCUGUGCCGUCUCCCAGGGCUGCUGUGACAAAGCCCCACAAACCGGGCGGCUUAGAACUACACAGAUACAUUCCCUCAUAGACCUGGAGGCUGAGAGACUGAAGUCUGGGUCUCAGGGCCGUGGUUCAGGGCUUCCACCAGGCCUGGACAGCACAGCUUCAGUCUUCACCGGGCAUUUUCCCUGUUGUCUCUGUCGAAAGUCCCCCUUGUUAUCCCAACACAAUUGUAGUGGAUUGGGGCUGACCCGAGUGACUUCAUCUUGGCUUGACGGCCUGCAAAGACCCUAUUUCCAUAUAAGGUUGCUUUCACAGGUGCUUGAGGGUUAGGACUUGAACUUAUGAAUUUUGGGGGAACACAGUUCAGCCCAUAACAGUGUCCCUGACUCUGCCCAGGGCGCCAGGGGCCCUCCCAGUGCACGCCCGUCACUCUGACUGGGCGCCUCCGGCAGCAGACCCUGUUCCUCCCGGCUGCUGGACCUGGGCUGGUGCUGACAUCCUCUGCCUGGGGAGGGCUGGGACGAGACUGUUCCGGGGUUGGAGGUGCUGAGGUUCAGAGGGGCGGAUAAAAUGGGGGCCUAUCUCUCUCUGGGUGCUAACCUCUCUGUGGGUCUCCAGUGUCCCCUGUGGCCUGGGCAGAAAAAAGCACUUGCUGCCCCAGGGUCCCAAAGGCAAAGGUCCCUCUUGGCUCAGACAGGCACCCCUCCUUCUGUGUGCCUGUGGAGCCUCUGAGGGUUUGUGGGGAGCCUCAGCGGGGCCGGAUUCUGGUCAGAGGGGUAGGCGGGACCCAGAAUGUAUCUUUAGUAUACAGAGAGCGAGAGGGGAGUGGAUGGAAGUCAGAUGCACGCAUCCUCUGCUCUAACCAAGUAUAAAAAUACUGGCUUGAAUCCACUUCCUGGAGCCAAGCCCCGGGCAGCCCCAGCUGGUGUAUUUAUAACAGCAUCUGUGUGGCUCGUGUGGCUUCACGUGGGACCUGGGCCACCUGCAUGUAACCCUACCGUGGGGACGCCUCUGCCGUGCGGCCAGGCACAGCGUUCGCACACUUUCUCUGCAAGGCGCCAGGAGACCUGACGCUGAGUGUGAAGCGGCUCAGAGGUGUGUGAGUGUCGGUGAGUCACGCUGACACCUCCUGGAGUGGCUGUGAGUUCACCUGGCAAGGUGCCUGCACAUCAAGGGGCUCAGAAAACACUAAUUUCGCUGUUGAGAUGAGACACGCCUUGGAAGCCGUGUGCUGAGGUCCGGUUUACAGUGGAGCAAGGUCUGAAAGAUCUGGAUCCCCGAGGAGGGAGGUGCUCGUCGCCGGGCAUCUGUAAGCAGCUGGAAAGAAGCUGGCCCGGGACUGGAAUUACGAAAUGCUGGUGGCUGGAGGAGUUGCAUGGACAGCAUGGCUGGAGCACAAAUGUCUGACAUGAGGCUGGCCAGGCCCCAGGCAGCGCUGGACUGGGGAGGGCCUUGAAGGCCAGGCCAAGGGAGCAGUGAGGGAAGAGGACACGUCUAAGCAAGGGGAUGCCGCGGAAUAGUUUCUUUUUCUUUGUUUUUCAAUGAGAUAAAAAAUUCAUAUAACAUAAAAUUAA
Messenger RNA from Equus caballus (horse), 7081 nucleotides. RefSeq names its product interleukin 9 receptor (gene IL9R). Gene Ontology annotation, biological process: cytokine-mediated signaling pathway. The record is from RefSeq and is a predicted model, not a curated record. Lineage: Eukaryota; Metazoa; Chordata; Mammalia; Perissodactyla; Equidae. Gene Ontology annotation, cellular component: external side of plasma membrane; membrane. Gene Ontology annotation, molecular function: interleukin-9 receptor activity; interleukin-9 binding.